AUGGAAGACGCCAUUAAAGGAGAAUCCUCCAGCCGGUCAUUUUGCAGUGCCAUGAAAGAGGCUGUGGACCGGCUUAGCCGAACAGUCUUUGGGAAGCCCUGGGAUGAGCGCUAUCGCCCUCCUGGAGCAUAUACAGGUGAAUUUCUGGGAAGGGAGUACCUUUACAGCCAGACUGGCAAAACACUGACUCCAGUGCUCCAGAACCCAGAGGAGGAAGACAGGCUGGAGGAAGUCGAUGACCAGGACCUGCAAGAUGAGGGAUUUGAGGAAGAGAUCAUGAGGACAUCACAGUUCCAGUGUUGCAACUCAGUUCAAGUGAUGAAUUACAACCUGCCAAGAGAGUGCAUUCGUAAAUAUUUUCCAUCACGAAAAUGUUUCACCUUCCCAUUCCCAACGAACCCAGACAAUGUCUCUUUUCUGGAGACACUGGACCCAGCUGAGAUUUCAAAACACUUCUUAGAAGUCACUGAUUGCUUCAGCCGGUUCAUCUUUGAUCACAGCCAAGUGAAAAAUCUAAAAGAUGGACACAAGGUUACUGGCAGAGAAUGUUUCCAGCUAACAGAAGUCACCAUCAUGGAAGCCAUCAGACAUCAGUUUGAUAGGUAUCUCUCCGACAACGAGAAGGCUUCUGAGGAAAAAUGUGAAAGUCUUAUGUCAGUUCUCUCUGAUCCAAUGACGGAAAGAAUCAAUCAAGGAUUCUAUGCCAGAGCAGGAGGUUACGACCUCUUCUGCCGGGACCUGGAGGACAUCGUGAAUCAGUACAAUUUGCUGGCGUAUAAAGAAGUCAAGAUUGCUGAGGUGUUGGAUAAGUUUUUGCAGCAAAAGGCUGCACUUACCACGGCCAUUCUGCAGGCUGAUGAUAAACUAACUGAAAAUGAAAGAAGGAUUUGUGAGGAGCGAGAGAGGGCAGUUCUUCUGGAAAAAGAAAUUAAGGCCCAGGAAGAGAGGCAGCGUCAGCUGGAGGAGAAGAUGGAGAUCGAACAACAGAAUAAUGAAGAAAGACUGAGACAGGUCAUACAGAAGAUGGAAGACGAGAUGUUCCUCCAACAACAGGAGACAAAGCUUGCAAUGGAGAGUAAGCUAAGAGAGCAGACUGUCCUGGUGAAAAAGGGCUUUCAAGAGAAAGCUAAUAGUAUGGCUCAGGAGAUAGAAGAGUUAAAGAGGAAGAAUGCAGAGGUAGAGGAAAGAACGUCAAGAAGUUAUGCACAAAUGAUAGCAGAUCAGGAGCGAAGAAACGCACAGAACAUGGAGGUGCUGAGGCAGCAGGACCAGCAGCAAAUGCAUGCGAUUAAUAGCAGACCUAGACCUACACUGUCAGAAAAAAUGUGUCAGAUUUGUACCUUUAGGGGUACAAUGGUUGUCACUGGGGCAGUACCCUCAAACGGACACAUAUUGUAUCUUUCCACAUGGAUACCCAGACAGCAAGCAAUCAUUGAAUCAAUGUCAACAAAUAGCUGA
Triplophysa rosa is the source of this 1458-nucleotide messenger RNA. Its product is annotated as guanylate-binding protein 2-like. The record is from RefSeq and is a predicted model, not a curated record. The transcript is spliced from 7 exons. Bases 1 to 1458 code for a protein of 485 amino acids. Lineage: Eukaryota; Metazoa; Chordata; Actinopteri; Cypriniformes; Nemacheilidae. Gene Ontology annotation, molecular function: GTPase activity; GTP binding.